Messenger RNA from Mercenaria mercenaria, 7011 nucleotides. Its product is annotated as tripartite motif-containing protein 45-like. Gene Ontology annotation, cellular component: nucleoplasm; chromatin. NCBI's taxonomy places the organism in Eukaryota, Metazoa, Mollusca, Bivalvia, Venerida, Veneridae. Gene Ontology annotation, molecular function: zinc ion binding; ubiquitin-protein transferase activity. Gene Ontology annotation, biological process: positive regulation of DNA-templated transcription. The transcript has 11 exons. The record is from RefSeq and is a predicted model, not a curated record. Bases 298 to 2757 code for a protein of 819 amino acids.
UAUAACACAUGUAUAUAGUGUAGAUUUAUUUUGAAUGUUUAAUAUUUAAAUUUAUGAAGCUAUAACUAAGGGGCGUUCUUCGAAAGAUAUUUUAAUGUACCAUUGAGCUAAUAUCCUUAAACACUUUCUUUUCGUAAUCCCUUUUUAUUGCCUCGGCUUCCCUGGUCCAUGACGGAUUGUUUUACAUAGCUACAUGCCUAAAACUGCACCGAAGUUUUACAGUUUUAAUUCAGGACUUAACGAAGUUUAAAACAUGUGAUUUACAUGAAGUGUUGAGCUAAAUCUCCGGCGGCCGAUAUGACGCAGAUGCUAAAUAUCGACGAUCUGAAGGAGGAGUAUCUGGUUUGUGACGUAUGCGGGGACGAAUAUGACGAAGAUCACCGUGAUCCGCGUGUGUUGCCAUGCUUACAUACAUUCUGUGGUAGAUGUCUGGAAGGAAUGGUCAGGGACUGGACACUCACGUGCCCUACGUGCAGAAUCAAACAUAAUGUUCCCGGAGACAGUGUAAAAAACUUCCCGAAAGAGCACACAAGGCGAAGUCUUCGCGACUUCAUUCGUCUAAAGCGGAAGACCCAUAACAUACCAUGCAGGGACUGUCCUGACAGUGGAUCAGCUGUGUACUUCUGCAAGGAUUGCCAGACAUUUAUGUGCGCCGAAUGCACGCAUGCGCAUCUUCGAAAUUUUCUGUCAAGAAAUCACCAGAUUGCAAACUUUGAACAGCUUCGAAAGUAUGGUUUAGAAACAUUCCAAAGAGAGUUGACAUGCUCAGUACCAGGCCACGAAGGACAACCUCUGUCACAUUAUUGCACGGCUAAAGUAUGCUCCAAACCGCUGUGCAAGAUGUGUACAGUUCUUGACCAUGAUGAGUCCAAAGGGCACGUGAUAAAAAAGAUACAAGAUGUUUAUGAUGAAGAAAGGCAAAUCGUGAACGAAAUGACGAAGAAACUAGAAGACAAAAUAUCCUUGGCUAAAGGCGUCAUGAAGGAGACAGAAGACGAACAUUCGACUUUGGCUCAGAAGGAAGAUAUAAUGAAACAUGAAAUUGAUAUAGAAAUGGAUGCCGGGAUAAAGAUGUUGGAAAUAAGACGUAGAGAGCUGAAGGACAACCUAACAGGCAGAAUAAAGGAGAAGAAAUCCGUCUUACAAAAGCAAAGGGAUUAUUUAAGGUAUUAUCUUUCUCUUAUGUCCAGCGCCAGAGAAUUUUCCUCUCAUAGUCUCGUUCACAGUAUGCCUGCAGAGUUUGUUCAAUUGACCAAAACCAUUAAUAAUCGACUAGGGGAGUUAAAGGAUCAACAUCUCGACGUAUGCCCAUUAGAGAACUCAUACGUUACGUUUGACAGAAACUCAAUGGGUCAAGAUUUCAAGAAUUUCGUACUGGGGAUGGGGCAGAUUCGCUCAACUGCAAUCUACCCUCCAAAAACAUCCGUCGAAACGCUAGAAGCUCCGUUAGGUCAAGAGACGGAGGUGAUUAAGGUGUUUUUGUACGAUGCGAAAGGGCGACCGCAACGAGAUAGUUUUGAUGCUAUAAGCGUCGAGAUAAAGGAUACUAAAGGAAACGUUGUCCCUUCCCGCGUUGUGGAUGCGAAAACCGUAGAUGGAUGCUACAAGAUUGUAUGCAAGCCAACAACGCAUGGUACCCACAGAGCUAGAAUACGAGUGUUGAAUAGACCUGUAAAUGAGGAAGGAUUCCAGUUUGUUGUUAGAGCUCCUGGUGAAAUUGACAAGAGAUUUGGCGAUAUAUUGUGUGUUGGCUUCUUGUUUGAUGCUGAAACUGCACAUCAUGAACGAGCUAUUUCACUGGAUGGGAGGAAUAUGCGAUCUGAUAUAGAGACACUAAGACGUGUGGCUGGCCUAAGGCUUAGGAACAACCGUGGAAUCGCUAGAGGACGGCGCAGGUUCCCCUGGGAACUGGAGUCGGCUAAACAGAUGAAGAUGAAGGAACGGGACAUGGAUAAAGAAGCCCAGACUAGCAUGAUCAAGAAGUCUGUAAAAAUGGACUCAAAAUUCACCAAGAACAAAACACAAGACAUAGACGAGCUUGAUAAAGAUCGCAGGGAGCGUAUGGAUUCUGAAAUGGAAGCGGAUUAUCUUAAUACUAGUGAAGCCGACAGUAGAAAGGCGCUGACUCGCCCUGCUCUCUUACCAGAGAAGUCAAUAUGGUCUAAAAAGUUGAAGAAGUACUCCGGUGUUAUUGCAACAAAAUUCCUCCGCGCUCCUGGAAAAUUCUACUGGGAAGUACAAGUAUUUUACCGUAUCCACGUGUCCCUGCUGAGGAACGCUCUUUUGUUUGAGAUAGGUAUAUCUAGACUGGAUGCUGUACACAGUAGCUUCUAUGUAGGAAGUCAGACCUUUGCUUGGUCAUUUUCAGCUGAAAGAUGCAAUGAUCAUAAACAGGUUUGCCAUAAAUUCCGGCAUAAAAGACAGUUGUUAGCCCACCAUCCAAUAACGAGCGAUACUGCUGGCUCCACCCAUCAUGCGACAUACGGAUUUUUAUUGGACACAACGAAACGUGAAUGGACGAUUAUUGACGUCAGUCUAAGGAAAUUGUUGUUCACUUUUCAAAAUAUUGAUACUACGGAACCGCUUUGGCCUGUGUUUGGAACAUACAAUCCUUACUCGGUUCACGUGGAGCUGACACUGAAGACCGGGCGAGACAUCAUGGCUAUCCCUGAUAUACUGAGGCCGGGCAGCGCCAAUAGCAAGACUCAGCCGAAAACUGUAAGGAAAAAGAAACUACCAUUUGACAUCGUUAAGUAAAAGAAUAAGAAAAAUCACAGUUGUAUGCUAAAUUAUGUUUGUUAAAAUAUAUACUAGGACUGGCCUUCUUUCCUAUAAAUGUGGUGUUAUUUGGAGAUUUGCAAAGAGGCAAGAGUGUGUUUUAGUUUAUCCAUGGAACGAUGCACAUGAAGUAUUUGAACCCCUUGAAUCGAUUUUCCAAGUACGUCUUCGCUUUACAUUCAUGGAAGUAAAAGCAGUCGACUAUAAAUUACAGGUUGGGUUUUAUUCUUGUUUACGAUUAGGAGUUUUGUCUGUGAUACAUUUUGUCAUACUCAUACAUUUGAUAUGUCGAACAAAUUUCAUGAAAUUGUUUUAAGUUGAAAACAUUUUAUGUGAAUAUAUCAGCAGCAGCUGUUUCACAUUGAGAUAUUCCUGUACAUCGAUAUGUUUUAAAACAAGUUAUGGAAAAACAACAUGCUAUAUAUUACUUCUUGUAAUAUUGUGAAAAGGUUUAAGAAAUGUUUUGGCAAUUGUACAUACCACAUACAUCUUGCCGAAAAGACAUUGGCAUUAAAACAGUCCUAUCCUGUCUAAAACCUUAAUGGUGUUUCUCUUAGUGCUCUAAUUUCUCACUUCUGCAAAGACAUAUUGAGUAAUGCAUUGGGUUUUUAGCUCCCCUGUUACGUAGUGACCACUGGCACCAGACCAGAAAGAAAAUGCCUCUGUACAUGUUAUACUCUACCCCUAGGUAUUCUAUAAGAACCAUGGUCAUGAACGGGAAAAUAUACUAACCAGUUUCAAUCGUACAUAUCUCAACUUAAACGCGCAGUUCGGUGAAUGGGUACCUAGUAUAUUGAACAAGCGAUAAUUUAUCUUCCACCGUGCAUCAGUCACAUUGUCUCAAUAUUCCAUAUUGCUGAGGUUAUCCACAUAUUUUAUGCUUUCGUCAACGUUACAGAAAAAACUUGCGUGACCUUCCCUAGUGAACAUCCGGUCUAGAGGUCACGGCAGUGUGCACAUGUUAGGCGAAACGUAAACAAACAAAAACAGAAUUAAAAAAAAUCACAAUUUUACACUAAAACUCGAAAUGAUGAAUGAAAUUCAUCUUUUAUAUGAUUUUUAAUUUGAAAUCAUACAUUGGUCUACAUCUGUUCUGUGUAUUUUAUUCAUUUAUGCUGCAUUUUCACAUAUUAGCGAACACGUGUAGUAAAAUGACGAUUGGCAUUCAUUUUCACAACAGCCAAUCAGAAUGGUUUUGUAAUCUAGAACGGGGGAAGGUCACCAGGGAAGGUCAAGCAAGUUUUUUGUGUAACGUUGAAAAAACAAUAAACUACGCGUUGUUUUUGUAAGAUAAGAAGUAUUGAAGAAAUGUGACCGGUACACAAUUGAAGAUAAAUUACCACUUGUUUGGUAUCCAUAGUACACAUUUACCGAACUGCGUGCUUUAGGCAUGAAAUGCGGGAUUGAAACGGGUUAGUGUAUUUUCCCGUUCAUGACCAUGGUUCUUAUAGAAUACCUAGGGGUAGGAUAUAACGUGUAUAGAGGCAUUUUCUUUCUGGUCAGGUGCCAGUGGUAGUGACAAGGUGAGCGUUUGUGAUCACUCUUCGUCCGUCUUCCGUCCGUCCACAAUUUCUUGUGAACACGAUAGAGACCACAUUUUGCAGCCAGUUUUAAUCAAACUUGCAUACAACUUGUAUUGGCAUAAUAUCUCGGAUUCUUUCGAAAACUGGUCAGAUCCCAUCGUGGGUUCCAGAGUUAUGAACCCUUAAAUGGCCAGAAUUUGCUAUUUUGGGCUUGUGGACACGAUAGAGACCACAUUUUGCAAUCAACUUUAAUCAAACUUGCACACAACUUGUAUUGGCCUAAUAUCUCGGUUCCUAUCGAAUACUGGCCAGAUCCCAUCAUGGGUUCAAGAGUUAUGGCCCCGUAAAAGGCCAAAUUUGCUAUUUUUGGCCUGUGAACACGAUAGAAAAUACAUUUUGCAAUCAACUUUAAUCAAACUUGCACACAACUUGUAUUACCAUAAUAUCUCGGAUCCUUUCGAUAACUGGCCAUAUUCCGUCAUGGGGUUUAAAGUUAUGGCCCCUUAAAGGGCCAAAAUUUUCUAUUUUGGCAUGUUGCAGCCAUAUAGAGACUGCAUUUACGGUUUGAUUUGAUACAAACUUGCAAAAUAUCUUUAACAACAAUAAAUCUUGGAUUCCAUGAUGAAUCUGUUAGAUCCAAUCAUAGGUUCCGGAGUUACGACCGCUGAAAGAGCCAAAAUUUGUUAAUUUUUACCUUGUGAACACGAUAGAAGUGACAUUUUAUAUUUGAUUUUAACCACACUUAAACACAACUUAAGUCACAAUAAAAUCUUGGUUCCUUUCGAAAACCGGCUAGAUUCCGUCAUGGGUUCCAGAGUUACUGCCCCUGAAAGAGGCAAAAUUUUCUAAUUUGGCCCUUUCAGCCAUAUGAAGGUUUCAUUUAUACUUUGAUUUGAAACAAACUUGCACAGAAUGAUUAUCUUGAUAAUCUCUAGGCUUGGAUCGAAACUGGGUCAUGUCGGUUCAAAAACUAGGUCAUCAGGUCAAAUCAAAGGAAAAGCUUGUUAACAACCUAGAGGCCACAUUUAUGUCCCUAUCUUCGUAAAACUUGGUCAGAAUGUUUAUCUUGAUGGUUUCUAGCCCAGGUUUGAAACUGGGUCAUAUGGGGUCAAAAACUAGGUCACCCGGUCAAAUCAAAGGAAAAGCUUUUUAACACUCUUGAGGCCACAUUUAUGAACCUAUCUUCAUGAAACUUGGUCAGAAUGUUUACCUUGAUGAUUCCUAGGCCAGUUUCGAAACUGGGUUAUAUGGGGUCGAAAACUAGGUCACCCGGUCAAAUCAAAGGAAAAGCUUGUUAACACUCUUGUUCAUUUGAUGUGCAUGAAACUUGGUCAGAAUGUUUGUCCGCAUGAAAUAUCGUUUGAAUUUUCAUCUGGGUCAUGUGGGGUCAAAAACUAGGUCACCAGAUAAAAUCAAAGAAUAAGCUUGUUUACACCCUAGGGGCACAUUUUUGAUUCUAUCUUCGUAAAACUUGGUCAGAAUGUUUGUUAUCAUUAAGUCUUGGAUGAUUUCAGAUCUGGGUCACGUGGGUCAAAAACUAGGUCACUAGGUCAAAUCAAAGGAAAAGCUUGCACACACUCUAGAGGCCACUUUUUUGCUCCAAUCUUCCCGAAACUUUGUCAGAAUGUUUCUUUUCAUGACAUUUUUGACAAGUUCGAAUCUGGAUCAUAUGGGAAAAAAAACUAGGUCACUGCGGUAAAUGAAAGAAAAUGCUUGUUUACACUCAAAAGGCCACGUUUUUUGGUCCAAUCUUAAUGAAACUUGGUCAGAAUAUUUGUCUCCAUGAAAUCACUAGGUAAACAUGUUUACACUGUUAUGGUGUGUUACUCAGGUGAGCGACCUAGGGCCCUCUUGGCCCUCUUGUAUUUAUAUGUCUUUACAUGAUUAUAUUUGUAUAUUUGUGAUUCACAGUCUCUUUACAUAAACAUAGUCGGGUUUUAUAAUCUGUCCUUGUUACUGCUACACUAGCGGUAAUUAAUUUUAUUUACAAGUAGGUGUAUUACUCGGUCUUCUGUUAAGUUAUAUAGUGGGGGCUUACGUAAAGUUAGAGUAAGGGUUAGGUUGCUAAUAAACCGGAUUAAACUCCCCAUGGUUGUUUUUUGCUAUUACGCACUGCUGGAAUAUUAUAUUGGGGAUAAUACAUGUUUAUUGUGCUUUGAAGUCUGCAGAAGCCCGUGGGAUAGUCUGUGAUCGGGACCGAAGGUCUUGGACCAAUUCAAGGCGAUACCCUGCUGCGUUCCCAUUGUAUGAGUUUGGGUUUAUUUUCUACAUCUUUGUUAUUUACUAUUUUAUUCAUCUUUUAUUUUUGUAUAUGUAUACAUAUUUUGUGUGCUGUAUGAAUGACAAUUUUACUGGAAUGAGACCAUUCCCGUUUCUAUAACCAGAUACAAAAACAUUCUUAACUCGCCCGCCUCAUUUAUUUUGUUUCUUUACUAAAGACGUUUUAAUUUUAGAAUUAAAACAAAACUGUGCUGGUAAACAAUAAAUGCAGAAUAUUUUUAUUCAAAACUCUUAUGUAAGGUUUUUGAAUUACUGUUCAAAGGUACACAUUAUUUAUUGCUUUCUGUGAUACUAAAAGUACAUGUAUGUGAUAAAAAUAAGCGUUCGAUUUUUUAUUUUCAUAUAUUGAAUGUGAUACAUUAUUCAAUAAAUUUCUAUUAUACCAUGUAGGUGUAAACAAUGAGUGUGGAUUAAAAUCAAUAGUUUGUAA